Molecule: messenger RNA, 971 nt
Organism: Limulus polyphemus (Atlantic horseshoe crab)
Lineage: Eukaryota; Metazoa; Arthropoda; Merostomata; Xiphosura; Limulidae
Product: nuclear pore complex protein Nup155-like
Exons: 9
Biological process (GO): RNA export from nucleus; protein localization to nuclear inner membrane; transcription-dependent tethering of RNA polymerase II gene DNA at nuclear periphery
Cellular component (GO): nuclear pore inner ring; nuclear pore
Molecular function (GO): structural constituent of nuclear pore
Source: RefSeq, a predicted model, not a curated record
UAAAAUUUAGAAGUCAUGAAACUUCCUCACCAUUUGAUGAGAUGCACUUGCUUCCAGAACCACUGUAUACUCUUCCCACAGACAACACCCUCAUCCAGACAAUUGCUGGAGCAGAUAAUGGGCGUAUUUUCUUGGGUGGAAAAGAUGGUUGCUUGCAUGAGUUGGUUUACCAGGCUGAAGAUGGCUGGUUUAGGAGGAAAUGCAAGAAAGUGAAUCACUCGAGCAGUUCUCUUUCAUUCUUAGUUCCAUCAUUUCUGAAUUUUGCCUUUUCUGAAGAAGAUCCAAUUGUUCAGAUAGAGAUUGAUAACAGUAGACACGUACUUUAUACACGGUCUGACAGAGGAACAAUACAAGUCUUUGAUCUCGGUGCUGAUGGAAAGCAGAUGACAAAAGUUAUAGCUGUUUCUCAAAACUCCAUUGUUCAGCAGGCUGUCAACAUAGCUAAGACAAUUGAUAGGUCCAAUUUUCGACCAGUGGUUCAUAUUAGUGCUCUGGACAUUGUAGAGUCAGUUCACAUCAAUUUGGUAGCAGUCACACAGUCAGGGGUGAGAUUUUAUUUCACUGCUACAGCACUGAUCCAUCCCGAAGCCAGGCCUUUUACUUUAUCUCUCUUACAUGUUCGUCUUCCUCCUGGAUUCUCGGCAAAUGCUCCUUUACAACGGCCAAGUCACGUUCACAUGGCCCAUUACAGAAAAGGCUGCGCAUUAUUGGCAUCAUCUCAGACUGAAGACAGUGAUGUUAUGUGGGCCAUGAGUAAUGACUCUUUUCCAUUUCAGUCACAACUGAUGGAACUUCAUACUGUGAUUCCUGUGGAUGGCAAAACGUGGUGCAUGACCGAGGUCCUUCAGUUCCAACCCCCCAAGCCGCUCUGUACCCUGAACAUCAACAAUGUGAUUUUGCCAUCAGAGCCCCCACUGGUGGUCAGUCAGCAUGCAGAACUUCCCCGCAAGUUUGUUGUUCUUUCAGCACAG